AGGUCAUACAUGCAUCACGGCAAUACGAAAGCUACAAUUCUCGAAACUCGAGGCUCACAGCCGUGACAAGAACCAAUCCAAAUAGCAAGUCUAAUCUACUCCUUGGCAUUAUUCCGACCUCAAAUUGGCGCGUCCGAGGACGAGACAGCAAUAAUCUGUUGGUGCCUGGUCAAUGAAGUUGGAUCCCAAUCUUGAAAUCUCGGGGCUGCUGCUCUCAUGGCGAACGAGCAGGAGCUGACCCGAUCCGAGGUGUUGAAACGGCAACGCCGUCGACGUGAGAAACAGCAAUUGUCUUGCAACCCUUGUAGGGCGCGAAAAGUCAGGUGUGACAGAUACAAACCAUGCGAGAGAUGUCAUAGCCGAAAUGCAGAAUCUACGUGUAUCUAUGCUCCGCUACGGCCGACUGCGACACCAAACAGCCCUCAAGCCCGUUCGAGUGGUGUUCACUUAUCGCAACGUUCGAAAGCUUUGACGACCACUGAAUCAGAGCACAUCGAUCAACGCCCACAAGCUCCGUCUUCCACUUGGGAUAACGUGGCCGAAGGCUCCUGCGGGCGAAUCGACGUCAACCCAGAUGAGACCAACUACAUAGGUGGUGAGCAUUGGGCGGUCUUAGCAGACAAGUUAGCAGCAGACCAGUUAUCGCAUGGAAGCACGCCAAAAUCAUACGACGGCAACCAUCUCACAUUGUCGAAUAAUCUACCAGAUUUGUUCUCAGGAUCUUACACUGGCCUGACGUUUCCUGAGCUCUUGGCUUCGAUUCCCAACAAACUCCAGGUCGACAGACUCAUUUCCAAAGCCUUCCAAUCGAUUCCUGGCGUCGGAUUUACCCUCCAUGCACCAACAUUCCAGGCUCAGUAUGAACAUUUCUGGGACCACCAAGAUGCCGUUUCAGCGAAUUGGAUCUCUGUUCUUUUCAGCUUGAUGUCUUUGGGCUCUGAAUUUUCCGAGUAUCCGAACGGACCCAUGUCUCAGGGUCAUGACACGGCCUCACACUUUCGUCGACAAAGCGCAAAGAGCCUUAUUGUUGCAAAUUACGCCAGACCAAGUGCCCAUACAGUUGAGGCACUCAUGCUGUAUCUAUAUUGCGAACUCCUGCGCAGUGACAGCACAAGUUUUGGGUUGAACCUAGUCUUGACGACGACGAUACGCACCGCGAUGAGAGUAGGCUAUCAUCGGGAUCCAUCGCACUACACGAACAUUUCGAUUUUCGCUGGGGAAAUGAGACGACGAGUCUGGAACCUUAUUGUGCAGCAGGACAUAACACUCUCACUGGACGUUGGUCUUCCCCGGUUAAUCCAUCCUUCUACAACGGACACGAAAGAACCGCGCAAUUUGUUUGAUGAGGACUUGUACCCAACUAUCACAGUCCUUCCUCCGUCAAGGCCCGAACCUGGAUCCGCAAAUGCUGCUUAUGUUCUUGCAAGGUCACGACUCGCCAGUGUUCUUGGAGAGAUCCAGGAGCAUGUUAUGGCUACCACAAUGCUAUCUUAUAGCAAAGUCGUUGAGCUCGAUGGCCUGCUCAGCCAGACAUACGAAGCAAUUCCGACAAAUCUGAAACAUCAACACAAUUACACAGUGACAGAUUCCCCAAUGGUUAUCAUUCGUCGGUUGAUGCUAGACCUUCUUUUCCAAAAGGCUCGAUGCGUCCUGCAUCGACGAUUCAUGAAACAUAGUGACCUUGUGUCAUGGAAGGUUUGUCUGGAAGCUGCGUCAAAAAUAGUCCGACAUCAGUCCUUCCUCUACCGGGAGUCGCAGCCUGCUGGAAUCCUCUGGGGUCAUAAGUGGAAGGUCACCUCAAUGGCCCGAUUUGAUUUCCUUUUGGCUGUCAUGAUUAUUUGCCUGGGAGUGAGAUCUCUAGCAAGAUUAAAGACUGUUGCAGAACGACCUGCGGAACUUGCUGAAAGCACUCUGUCUUUGGAGCAUUUGCAAGGCGUGCUUGAAGAAUCGUAUCUUGUUUGGAAGGAAUGGGGUAGCGAAGUCAAGGAAAUUGGAAAGACUGUUGACCUAGUCAAGUUCGUGCUGGAUAAGGUGCAACAAGAUUGUUCUGUCAUUCGUGUGAAUGGAUCACAGAAUGAUAAUUCGGUCUCAGAGCUUCGAAAAUUGGGUGAUACAGAGCCACAUACGUCAAGCGAUUGCAAUGUCCGCUCCUCGGACAAACACAGGAACUCGAGAAUCCUGGAAAAUCUCGAAGAAAGGCCUCCCGCUUCCAGAACCGAUUUCUUUCAGUCUUCGCAUCCGCCCAUUCAGGGCAUCACCGAAGUGAGAGACGAGUUCCUCUCAUCUCUAAGCAUGCUGGACGAUUUGAAUGAUGUUAGUGAUGAGAUUGACUGGGCUCUCUGGGAUGGUCAUCUGCAGCAGGCUGGGGCUGGAUAUCUUGAGCCGUAUGCCAGUCAUGCCUGGCCCUGAUAUUUGAUGUGGAACGACUGCAUUAGGUAGUAUAUUUCCACGAACGAUAUGUAAGAUGCAAUCCUCAGGAUCGCUCAGCCUGUUGGAACUUUAGAUAUGAACCGGCAGAUGAUACCAUGUGACUCGCGACUUUUGCCACUUUGAUGAUCAUCACA
This is a messenger RNA of Exophiala mesophila, 2564 nucleotides long. RefSeq lists its product as uncharacterized. Lineage: Eukaryota; Fungi; Ascomycota; Eurotiomycetes; Chaetothyriales; Herpotrichiellaceae. Gene Ontology annotation, molecular function: zinc ion binding; DNA-binding transcription factor activity, RNA polymerase II-specific; DNA binding. The transcript is spliced from 6 exons. Gene Ontology annotation, cellular component: nucleus. Gene Ontology annotation, biological process: regulation of DNA-templated transcription; DNA-templated transcription. The record is from RefSeq and is a predicted model, not a curated record. Bases 217 to 2409 code for a protein of 730 amino acids.